Molecule: messenger RNA, 3034 nt
Organism: Lepus europaeus (European hare)
Lineage: Eukaryota; Metazoa; Chordata; Mammalia; Lagomorpha; Leporidae
Gene: SYDE1
Product: synapse defective Rho GTPase homolog 1
Exons: 8
Coding region: 24-2297 (757 amino acids)
Biological process (GO): signal transduction
Source: RefSeq, a predicted model, not a curated record
GCACUGGCCCGGCCGGGCCCAGCAUGGCCGAGCCGCUGCUCAGGAAAACCUUCUCCCGCCUGCGGGGCCGGGAGAGACUUCCCCGGAAAAAGUCCGACGCGAAGGAGCGCGGCCGCCCACCCCAGCACCCCGAGCCUGGCCCUCCAGAGCCUGAGCCCCAGGCCCCCGAGGGAACCCAGGCUGCGGCGACAGCCGCUGUGACGGCAGCAGCGGCAGUGGGUCCCCCCAGCCCGGAGGCAUCAAGGAGCCCAGGGCGCGGCGCCUACCUGCAGAGCCUUGAGCCCAGCAGCCGGCGAUGGGUGCUGGGCGGGGCCAAGCCGCCCGAAGAGACCGCUGCGGGGCCCCGGGCGCCAGGCAGCAGCGGCUGCGUUAACACUGGCGGCGGGGAGCCCGCCAGCGAGAUCUGGUACAACCCCAUCCCUGAGGAAGACCCCAGACCCCCAGCUGCAGAGACCUCAAGUCCACAGCCCGGCCCGGCUGAGCCCGAUGGCCUGACCGCACAAGGUGCAGCCCCCGCCAGCCCGCCCACGAAGGCAUCCCGCACAGCAAAGUCCCCCGGCCCGGCCAGGCGCCUCUCCAUGAAGAUGAAGAAGCUCCCGGAGCUGCGGCGCCGGCUCAGCCUCCGGAGCACCCGCGCCGGCCGCGAGCGAGACAGAAGCGCCCCCGCGGGCUCCGUCAUCAGCCGGUACCACCUGGACAGCAGCGUUGGGGGUCCCGGGGGACGGGCGGCGGGGGCUGGGGCCGCUCGCGGCCCCAGGGCCGGUUACCUCAGCGACGGGGACUCACCCGAGCGCCCAGCAGGAGGACCCCCGUCGCCCACGGCCUUCAGGCCCUACGAGGUGGGCCCUGCAGCCCGGGCGCCCCCGGCCGCACUCUGGGGUCGUCUCAGCCUGCACCUGUACGGGCUCGGGGGGCUGCGGCCGGCACCCGGCGCCACCCCCAGGGACCUGUGCUGCCUGCUGCAAGUGGACGGCGUGGCCCGGGCCCGAACCGGGCCCCUUCGAGGGGGCCCUGAUUUCCUGCGGCUGGAUCACACCUUCCACCUGGAGCUCGAGGCCGCCCGGCUCCUGCGGGCCCUGGUGCUGGCAUGGGACCCGGGUGUGAGGCGCCACCGGCCCUGUGCCCAGGGCACUGUGCUGCUGCCCACCGUUUUCCGAGGCUCCCAGGCCCAGCAGCUGGCCGUGCGCCUGGAGCCCCAGGGACUGCUGUACGCCAAGCUGACCCUGUCCGAGCAGCAGGAGGCGCCGCCGGCGGCCACGGCUGAGCCCCGUGUCUUUGGCCUGCCCCUGCCCCUGCUCGUGCAGCGGGAGCGGCCCCCCGGCCAAGUACCCCUGAUCAUCCAGAAGUGCGUGGGACAGAUCGAGCGCCGGGGGCUGCGGGUAGUGGGCCUGUACCGGCUGUGCGGCUCGGCUGCAGUCAAAAAGGAGCUUCGCGACGCCUUUGAGCGGGACAGUGCCGCCGUCUGCCUCUCCGAGGACCUGUACCCUGAUAUCAAUGUCAUCACUGGCAUCCUUAAGGAUUACCUCCGGGAGCUGCCCACCCCGCUCAUCACCCAGCCCCUGUACCAGGUGGUGCUAGAAGCCAUGGCCCAGGGAACCCCAAACAGAGCUCCUCCGGGCCCCGAAGGCACCCGGCAGCUCCUUAGCUGCCUGCCCGACGUGGAAAGGGCCACACUGACACUUCUCCUGGACCACCUGCGCCUCGUCUCGUCCUUCCACGCCCAUAACCGCAUGACCACGCAGAACCUGGCCGUGUGCUUCGGGCCCGUGCUGCUGCCAGCGCGCCAGGCGCCCACCCGAGCCCGCAUCCGCGGCCCCGGCCCAGGCCUCGCCAGCGCGGUGGACUUCAAGCGCCACAUCGAGGUGCUGCACUACUUGCUGCAGUCUUGGCCAGAUCCCCGCCGGCCCCCAGAGGCUCCGGACGUCGCGCCGUACUUGCGGCCCAAGCGGCAGCCGCAGCUGCAUCUGCCGUUAGCGGGUCCCGAAGUGGUGACUCGGCCGCGCGGCCGGGGAGGCCCAGAAAGCCCGCCUAGCAACCGCUAUGCCGGCGACUGGAGCGUUUGCGGGCGGGACUUCCUGCCUUGUGGGCGGGACUUCCUGUCUGGGCCCGACUACGACCACGUGCCAGGCAGCGACAGCGAGGACGACGAGGAUGAGGCGAGCGAGCCGAGGGGCGCCGCUGACUUCGAGGACGACUUCGACGCGCCCUUCAACCCGCACCUGAACCUCAAAGACUUCGACGCCCUCAUCCUGGACUUGGAGAGGGAGCUCUCCAAGCAGAUCAACGUGUGCCUCUGAGCGUCUGGGCUAAGGCGGCGCCCUUAGCAACGGCAGAGGUGGACCAGACCUGUUGCUUAGGCGGAGCUCCUGGUUGCUAGGGAGUUGCCAAGGGACCAGCUGCCAAUCAUUCCGUUUCCUGGGGCCCAGUGCCUAGGGCAAGGGGGCCUGUGGGGACUCGCUGUUGUGGCGUCUUCCUCCCGAGCACCGAGGGCUUCUCUUCUUGUUGGUGUCCACAGGCACUUCUCCUGCUUUGCUAGGCCGGCCUCUUGCCUCCCCUUGGCCCGGGAGCAGGGGGGCCGGGGGGAGAGGGGGAUAUGCCGAAGUUACUGUGAGCAUCACCCUGGGAUGGCGAGACACCCCCUUGUCAGUCCUCUUGCUGCUGCCAACCCCAUCAGUAUUAGCUUUGAGCACUGCACUGUCUGUCCCUCCCCUGGCCAACCCCAAGGACAAGGACUAUCACGAGGUGCUGUUGUGUGUGUGCGCGCGGGGGGAGGGGGUUGAGGGGAAGCCCCUUACCCUGGGCUCUGGCUGCACCGGGGCAACCUGGGACCGAUAGGUGAACAUCUGGACCCUACACCCUCCCGCCGCCUGGGACUGACCUCCCACCAGCAAUCUGACAUAGCAGGGUCUGGCCCUUGUCCUCCCUCCCUGCCCCUCCCCCUUCCCUGAAAUAAUGGAGCACUUAACCCCUCCCCUUGCGGGAGGGUUCCCCCCCUGAGGCGUCAGGCUGGGGAAGACUUUUUGGUACGGAAAAU